This is a messenger RNA of Oikopleura dioica, 306 nucleotides long. The record is from the annotation of a GenBank genome assembly. Lineage: Eukaryota; Metazoa; Chordata; Appendicularia; Copelata; Oikopleuridae.
AUGCAAACGUUCACCAACAUAUCAAGAAUGUUUGUCAACACUGUACGGCUGACUUAUAUCUGCGCAAGUGAUGAGAUGAUGCUACUUGAGCACUGGAUUCCUGAUCACUGCCGGCGACUGACCAAAAUCAAAAAACUCUUGAACGAACCCCUUUGGAAAGCGGCCCUUCUUGGGGGCAAUAAAUACGAAAAACCGACUCGAAAAGCGAUAAAAAUGGUCCACGACCUCGAAAAAACACUCCACAUCCACUACAGAGUAGCCGUUGAACGAUACUAUUUCACAUCCAUAGACACUCCUUUCGACUAG